AUGUCUACACCGCCACGGGAAACUAUUCAGAAGCAAAUACAACAAGACUGGGCUAAUAGAGAGUAUAUUGAAGUUAUUACAGGCAGCAUAAAGAAGAUCACUGAUUUUCUUAAUUCCUUCGAUAUGUCCUGCCGAUCACGACUUGCAUCUUUAAAUGAGAAGCUAACAUCGUUAGAGAGAAAAAUAGACUACUUAGAAGCUUGCGUCACAAAAGGGGAAACACUGACAUAA
This is a messenger RNA of Leptosia nina, 231 nucleotides long. NCBI's taxonomy places the organism in Eukaryota, Metazoa, Arthropoda, Insecta, Lepidoptera, Pieridae. The record is from the annotation of a GenBank genome assembly.